Cyclocybe aegerita is the source of this 1110-nucleotide messenger RNA. NCBI's taxonomy places the organism in Eukaryota, Fungi, Basidiomycota, Agaricomycetes, Agaricales, Hemipholiotaceae. The record is from the annotation of a GenBank genome assembly.
AUGUCGACCUCUGCCCUCUUCCAGCCUAUUCAAGUCGGAUUAUCAACUCUUCAACAUCGCGUCGUGCUCGCCCCACUGACGCGAUAUAAAGCGACCCCUAAAGAGCACGUUCCUAUAGUGCCUCUCGUGAAGAAAUACUACAGUCAACGCGGAAGCCGCCCUGGUACUCUCCUUGUCACAGAGGCGACGUUCAUCGCUCCCCGCGCCGGGGGAUACGACAACGUCCCAGGUAUCUGGAGCGGUGAUCAGAUCGCGGCAUGGAAAGAGGUCACGGACGGAGUACACGAGCAAGGCUCGUUUAUCUACCUUCAGUUGUGGGCACUGGGAAGAGCCGCGUAUCCGAGCGUCCUCCGGGAGGACGGGUUCGACUUCGUCGCUCCAUCUCCUAUCGGGCUCACCGACGACGUGACCCCCCGUGCUUUAACCACCCCUGAAGUCAAGGAAUACGUCCAGCUCUACGCGCAGGCUGCCAAGAACGCGAUACAGGCUGGCUUCGAUGGGGUGGAAGUCCACGGUGCCAACGGUUAUCUCAUCGACCAAUUCCUACAAGACGUCAGCAACCAACGCACUGACGAGUACGGAGGGAGCAUCGAGAACAGGAGUCGCUUCGCUCUUGAGGUUGUUGCUGCUGUUGUGAACGCGAUAGGAGAGGACCGCACGGGCAUCCGUCUGAGCCCUUGGAACAAUUUUCAGAAAAUGAAAAUGGCGGUCCCUAUCCCCCAGUAUACGCACUUUGUCACUACGCUGAAAUCUGCCCACCCCAAUCUGUCCUACCUGCAUCUGGUGGAGGCAGAUGCUGACGCCCCAGUCAAUGAGUCGAACGACUUCAUCCGAAGAAUAUGGGCACCCAAGCCGCUCAUCACAGCGUCUAAUUACAGGAGAGAGUCAGCCCUGGCAAGGGCGGCGGAAAACGCGAAUGAGUUGAUUGCAUUCGGGAGAUGGUACAUCUCGAACCCAGAUCUCCCAACGCGAAUCCUGGAAAACAUACCUUUCACGCCGUAUAACACGAAGACUUUCUAUGUUCGUGGGCAUUUACCAAAUGCCGAUGUUGGAUAUACGGAUUAUCCGUUCGCAGAAUCUGUUGGGACCGCCGCCCAAGUACGACUUUGA